Messenger RNA from Conger conger (European conger), 1637 nucleotides. RefSeq names its product transmembrane protease serine 9-like. The record is from RefSeq and is a predicted model, not a curated record. The transcript has 10 exons. Gene Ontology annotation, biological process: proteolysis. Lineage: Eukaryota; Metazoa; Chordata; Actinopteri; Anguilliformes; Congridae. Gene Ontology annotation, molecular function: serine-type endopeptidase activity. The coding region runs from base 1 to 1557 and encodes 518 amino acids.
AUGGCUGCUGUGCCUCUGUUCCUGCUCACGACUCUCCUGCCCCUGCUGGUGCUCACCGCCCAACAGGACUCUAGCAUUGUGAAUGGCCGGGAGGCUAAGCCACACUCCAGACCUUACAUGGUCUCUGUGCAGGAAAAUAAAAGCCACAUCUGUGGUGGUUUCCUGGUGUCCGACUCCUUCGUAAUGACUGCAGCACAUUGCCUGACAUGGGGACAGAACUUGACAGUUCUGCUCGGUGCCCAUGACAUUUCUGAGAAUCAAAAGUCAAACAGGGCUGAAGUGAAGUUUUACCACAUCCACCCUGGGUUUGAUGUUGAUACACUGGAAAAUGACAUCAUGCUGUUGCAGCUCAAGACUGCAGUUAAGAAGACCAAAGAAGUGCAGUGGAUCCCACUCCUUAAGAAAGAUAAGGACGUCAAGCCCAAAACAGUCUGCAGCGUGGCAGGAUGGGGGGCAAACAAAACCAAAGGGUAUGCAAGCCCACGCCUUCUGGAAGUCAACGUGACCGUUAUGAACCGAAAGACAUGCAUAAAAGACUGGGUUCCGGAUCCAAUCACAUCCAGGAUGAUCUGUGGAGCGUUAAACAUCGACAAUAAAGGCGCCUGUCAGGGGGAUUCUGGAGGUCCUCUGGUGUGUAAGGGCACAGCGGUGGGAAUUGCGUCCUUCAAUGACGGAAACUGCAAUGAACCUAAAAGACCGAAUGUCUACACUCAAAUAUCCAAAUACCUGUCCUGGGUCAAAUGUAUCAUAAGCAGUCAUCAGCAGGACCACUCAGCUCUCUCAGACACCAUGGCUACUGUGCCUCUGUUCCUGCUCACGACUCUCCUGCCCCUGCUGGUGCUCACCGCCCAACAGGACUCUAGCAUUGUGAAUGGCCGGGAGGCUAAGCCACACUCCAGACCUUACAUGGUCUCUGUGCAGGAAAAUAAAAGCCACAUCUGUGGUGGUUUCCUGGUGUCCAAGUCUUUUGUCAUGACUGCAGCACAUUGCCUGACAUGGGGACAGAACUUGACAGUUCUGCUCGGGGCCCAUGACAUUUCUGAGAAUGAAAAGUCAAACAGGGCUGAAGUGAAGUUUUACCACAUCCACCCUGGGUUUGAAGCUGAUUCACUGGAGAAUGACAUCAUGCUGUUGCAGCUCAAGACUGCAGUUAAGAAGACCAAAGUAGUGCAGUGGAUCCCCCUCCCUAAGAAAGAUAAGGACGUCAAGCCCAAAACAGUCUGCAGCGUGGCAGGAUGGGGGGCCAAUAAAACCGAAGGGUAUGAAAGCCCACGCCUUCUGGAAGUCGAUGUCAUUGUCACAGACCGAAAGAUGUGCAGAACAAAAUGGGGGAAGAAACCAAUCACACCCAGGAUGAUGUGUGCAGGGGGAAGCGUUGGCAACAGAGGCUUCUGUCAGGGGGAUUCUGGAGGUCCUCUGGUGUGUAAGGGCACAGCGGAGGGAAUUGUGUCCUUCAAUGAGGCCAGAAACUGCAAUGAACCUAAAAUACCAAAUGUUUACACUCAAAUAUCAAAAUACCUGUCCUGGGUCAAAUGUAUCAUAAGCAGUGUAAAGUGAACCACAGUUAAAAUGCGAACCCAUUGUUUAAAUACUGCAACUAAAGCGCAUCAUGAACAAUAUAUGAUCCAUGCAUUUGA